UUCCCUAACCUAUAACUCUAACUCUAAACCUAACCCGUAACCCUAAACCUUACCCUUAAAAUAACCCUUAUCCUAACCUGUAACCCUGAACCUAACCACUAAACCCUUUACCCUAAACCUUACCCUAACCUGUAACCCUGAACCUACCUGCUAACCCUUUACCCUAAACCUUAUCCUAACCUGUAACCCUGAACCUAACCACUAAACCCUUACCCUAAACCUUACCAUAACCUGUAACCCUGAACCUAACCACUAAACCCUUUACCCUAAACCUUACCCUAACCUGUAACCCUGAACCUACCCGCUAACCCUUUACCCUAAACCUUAUCCUAACCUGUAACCCUGAACCUUACCCUAACCUGUAACCCUGAACCUACCCGCUAACCCUUUACCCUAAACCUUACCAUAACCUGUAACCCUGAACCUAACCACUAAACCCUUUACCCUAAACCUUACCCUAACCUGUAACCCUGAACCUACCCGCUAACCCUUUACCCUAAACCUUAUCCUAACCUGUAACCCUGAACCUUACCCUAACCUGUAACCCUGAACCUACCCGCUAACCCUUUACCCUAAACCUUAUCCUAACCUGUAACCCUGAACCUAACCACUAAACCCUUACCCUAAACCUUACCCUAACCUGUAACCCUGAACCUAACCACUAACCCUUUACCCUAAACCUUACCCUAACCUGUAACCCUGAACCUUACCAUAACCUGUAACCCUGAACCUAACCACUAAACCCUUUACCCUAAACCUUACCCUAACCUGUAACCCUGAACCUAACCGCUAACCCUUUACCCUAAACCUUACCCUAACCUGUAACCCUGAACCUUACCCUAACCUGUAACCCUGAACCUACCCGCUAACCCUUUACCCUAAACCUUAUCCUAACCUGUAACCCUGAACCUAACCACUAAACCCUUACCCUAAACCCUACCCUAACCUGUAACCCUGAACCUAACCACUAAACCCUUGCCCUAAACCUUACCCUAACCUGUAACCCUGAACCUAACCCCUAAACCCUUACCCUAAACCCUACCCUAACCUGUAACCCUAACCCUAAUUUUAACCCUUACCCUAAACCCUACCCUAACCUGUAACCCUAACCCUAAUUUUAACCCUUACCCUAACCCUAAUUUUAAUCCUAACCGUAACCCUAAUCCUAAUCCAAACCCCUAAGCUUAAAAUAGCCGUUGUCCUCAUGGGGACGUAUGAAAUGGCCCCAGCAGAGAGCAUAUCUUCCUUGUUUUACCGUACAUGUGGGAACUUCUGAGGAUUUUAUGUCCCCACAAGGGUAGGAGAACCAAGCCGCCCACCUUACUGUGGUGUCAACAGGGAGUUCCUGUUUGUUGUUGUCACUAGUACCAACAGAGAUGUGAUCAUUCCCUGUAUGUUUUGAGGGGUGCUGACCGAAAAACUUAGUCAUUAUAUAUAAAACCAGCUAUUACAUUCCAGUCAUUCUCCUAUAGUUACACCACUACACAAGUUCAACUAAUCUUUUAUCCCUGCGUGAUAAAACGUUUUCUUGAUGACCAAAAAAAUGUAAAUGACCUCAAACGUCAUCGCUGAUUGGCUGAUCAGGGUUUGGGUUGGCGUUGACUGAAACACACAACUGACCUGUCUAACCACUCUUGGCUGUCUGUAAACUCUGAGGGCAAGCGGAGUACAGGUCACGCCUGUUAAACGCUGAUCUCUACGGUGUUCCGCUCCGGUGGGUCCACAACGGUUCUGUUUGGGGGAGUCAUAUGGUAAGAAGGACAUACCAUCGUCAGAACUGUCAUCUCCAAGAGCAGCUUCACCUUUUUUUGAGGGGGGGUGGAUUUAGGACUGUAUUUGAGUGGAUUACUUUCCCUUGAAAAGUGGAAGCUGUUGGAGAGUAAAGAAGACAAGCUGUUACAGAAGAGGGAGAGGUAAAGAGGUGUGAGAUAAUGGCGUCCGGAUCUUCUCUACCUGAAGACAGAUUCUCCUGUCCGAUCUGCUGUGACAUCUUCAAGGAUCCUGUCAUCCUGGCAUGUGGCCACAGCUUCUGUAAAGUCUGUCAGCAGGAAUACUGGGCAGAUAAGAAACCUUGGAAAUGUCCAGUUUGUAGGAGAAGAUUUCCCAUAGCUAUGACUCUACCUCCUCGUAACCUGGCGUUAAAUGACGCAUGUGAGGCCUUCUUACAGGAGAGAAGCCGGAGAGCUUCCACUGGGUCUGAGAUACAGGAGGAGAGUCAGAGAGCUUCAGCUGGGUCUGAGAUACAGGAGGAGAGUCAGAGAGCUUCAGCUGGGUCUGAGAUACAGGAGGGGAGUCAGAGAGCUUCAGCUGGGUCUGAGAUACAGGAGGGGAGUCAGAGAGCUUCCGCUGGGUCUGAGAUACAGGAGGCUUCAUCUGUCUCUGAGGUGCUCUGCAGUCUGCACAGUGAGAAAUUCAAACUCUUCUGUCUGAAGGAUAAACAGCCUAUCUGCUUGGUGUGUCGAGAUUCAAAGGCACAUAAAUCUCAUGACUGUGUCCCUGUAGAUGAGGUUGUCCGGGAUCUUAAGGAGGAACUUCACACUGCCCUGAAGCCCUUACAGAAGAACCUACAGGUCUUUAACGACGUUAAACUAACCUGUGAUAAAACAGCAGAACACAUUAAGAGACAGGCUCAGCACACAGAGAAACAGAUUAACAAGGAGUUUGAGAAGCUUCACCAGUUUCUACGAGAUGAAGAGGCAGCCAGGAUAGCUGCACUGAGGGAGGAAGAGGAGCAGAAGAGUCAGACGAUGAAGAAGAAGAUUGACGAGGUGAGCAGAAAGAUAUCAUCACUUUCACACGCAAUCAGAACCGUAGAGGAGGAGCUGAAAGCUGAAGAUAUCUCGUUCCUGCAGAACUUCAAGACCACAAAGGAAAGAUCCCAGUACUUACUACUGGAUCCACAGCUGGUCUCAGGAGCUCUGAUAGACAAGGCCAAACACCUGGGAAACCUACAGUUCAGAGUCUGGGAGAAGAUGCAGGGGAUCCUCAAAUACACUCCUGUGAUUCUGGACCCCAACACUGCACAUCCCAGUCUCUGUCUGACUGAUGAUCUGACCAGUGUGAGAAGACCAGGCACAUCCCAGCAGAUCGUUAACAACCCAGAGCGAUUUAUGAGGUACACAAAUGUUCUUGGCUCUGAGGGUUUCAGCUCAGGAAUACACAGCUGGGAGCUGGAGGUUGGGGACCAUCCCGACUGGGUGUUGGGCGUGGCUAAAGAGUCCAUCGACAGGAAGCGGGAGCGUGAUGCGACACCGAAGAAUGGAAUGUGGUGUAUAUCCCAGCACAGUGGGAAGUACAUAGGAGGAGGAGGUGACGUCAUCGCUCUGAAGAGGAAGCCCCAGAGGAUCAGAGUGCAGCUGGACAACAGCAGAGGGGAGGUGUCCUUCUACGACCCCAGAUACAUCACACCAAUCUACACUCUCAAAGUCAGAUUUACUGAGAGACUGUUCCCGUACUUUAAUAUUGGACAUGUGGCUAAUGGCAACAACCCUGGGAUUCAGAUCUGCCAAUCAAAAGUGUCUCUGAAAGUGAAGUAAUCCCUGUGCGUGUGAGCGUGUGAGCGUGUGUGUGUGUGUGCACGUGCGAGUUUAACGUGUCAGUUCAGUGGACAUUAUCAGGAGGUCAUUUUGGGGGUUAAUAUAAUACACACAGAAUUUCUAGAAACUACACGACUGAAAUAUGCCUACGGUAUGAUCUUCCCUUUUAAGAAUCA
Messenger RNA from Salvelinus fontinalis (brook trout), 3712 nucleotides. Its product is annotated as zinc-binding protein A33-like. Bases 1932 to 3536 code for a protein of 534 amino acids. Lineage: Eukaryota; Metazoa; Chordata; Actinopteri; Salmoniformes; Salmonidae. The record is from RefSeq and is a predicted model, not a curated record. The transcript has a single exon. Gene Ontology annotation, molecular function: zinc ion binding; protein binding.